AUGCACAAUCAAGCACACCACUCUAGAGACCACAGGCCCUUUGCACCAAUUUCCUCUGCAGCAAUUCAGGGCAGAGCUGGGUUUGUGAAGUCGCCACUGUCUGAGACUAAGCUUACAGGGGACACCUUUGAGCUGUACUGCGAGGUGGUCGGUAACCCCAUUCCAGAGAUCCAGUGGUGGUACGCUGAGGUCAACCGAGCCGAAUCCUUCAAGCAGCUGUGGGACGGAGCCCGCAAGCGUCGGGUAUCCAUCAACAUGGCCUCCGGCACCAAUGUGGUCAGUGUGCUCGGCAUCACGCGCCUUACACUGGAGGACUCUGGGACCUAUGAGUGCCGGGCAAGCAACGACCCGAGGCGCAAUGACCUCCGACAAAACCCAGCCAUCACCUGGAUCCGAGCCCAGGCCACCAUUUCAGUGCUACAGAAACCAAAGAUCAAUGCCUCCGAUCAGAUCAUUCUGUCAAUGGACCCACCUAUCAAACCAAUUAUCCUGCAGUGUAACCUGGUAGCUGCCCACACACCACACAAGGAAAGCUUCUGGAUGAAGAAUGGACAAGAGAUCCCUAACACAAGGACAGAUCAGAGGACCACGGUAUACAGAAUUCCUAAACCACGAGCAGAUGAUUCUGGGGAAUACUUGUGCGUUUACACUUUUGACAAGGCACCAAAUGCAAAUGCAACAACUGAAGUGAAAGCAAAACCUGACAUCACUGGUCACAAGCGAAGUGAAAAUAAAAACGAAGGGGAAAAUGCAAUGCUUUACUGCAAGUCUGUUGGCUACCCACAUCCAACCUGGACAUGGCGAAAAGUGGACGGAACGUCUUACAAGGGUAUUGACAACUCCUCUGGACGCUUCUUCAUCACGAAAAGGGACAACUACACAGAGCUGAACAUACUAAACCUGGAUAUAAACACAGAUCCUGGAACGUAUGAAUGCAAUGCUACCAACGCAAUUGGAAACACCUCAGAGACAACCAUACUACGAGUGCGCAGCCAUCUUGCACCACUUUGGCCUUUCCUGGGAGUGCUCGCAGAAAUUAUUAUUCUUGUAGUGAUCAUCGUUGUGUAUGAGAAACGCAAGAGGCCAGACGACAUUAUUGAUGAUGAUGAACCAGUUGGCCCAAUGAAGACGAAUUCAACAAACAACCACAAGGACAAGAACAUUCGCCAGAGGAAUACAAAAUAAGCAAUUUACUCAAAUGAGAUGGCUAAACUGAAUUUUUUUGACAACUUGAAAGUAUCAGAGGUUGUUUGAACUCCAGGCUGUUUUGGAAAAAUGCAUAUCUUAUCUCAUUCUUUGAGAAACAAUAUCAGCAUAACACU
Molecule: messenger RNA, 1322 nt
Organism: Nematolebias whitei (Rio pearlfish)
Lineage: Eukaryota; Metazoa; Chordata; Actinopteri; Cyprinodontiformes; Rivulidae
Gene: nptnb
Product: neuroplastin b
Exons: 9
Coding region: 1-1185 (394 amino acids)
Biological process (GO): cell-cell adhesion
Cellular component (GO): cell-cell junction
Molecular function (GO): cell adhesion molecule binding
Source: RefSeq, a predicted model, not a curated record